Mugil cephalus (flathead mullet) is the source of this 3272-nucleotide messenger RNA. RefSeq names its product COPI coat complex subunit beta 2 (gene copb2). Lineage: Eukaryota; Metazoa; Chordata; Actinopteri; Mugiliformes; Mugilidae. The coding region runs from base 138 to 2939 and encodes 933 amino acids. The transcript has 22 exons. Gene Ontology annotation, biological process: endoplasmic reticulum to Golgi vesicle-mediated transport; intra-Golgi vesicle-mediated transport; intracellular protein transport. The record is from RefSeq and is a predicted model, not a curated record. Gene Ontology annotation, molecular function: protein binding; structural molecule activity. Gene Ontology annotation, cellular component: COPI vesicle coat.
GUCACGUCAUCACUUCCAGGACGCAAUUCUCGCGAGAUUGAAGUUCAGGAAGUUCCACGUCAGUCUCUACUGUUCCCUGAAAUCGCAACGGUUCAACACAUUUAUUUGAUCUUAUUGCGACAACCCGGGGAUAAAACAUGCCUCUGAGGCUGGACAUUAAGCGGAGGCUGACAGCCAGGUCUGACCGAGUAAAGAGUGUGGACCUUCAUCCAACUGAGCCAUGGAUGCUGGCCAGUCUGUACAACGGCAGUGUCUGUGUGUGGAACCACGAAACCCAGACUCUGGUUAAGACUUUUGAAGUGUGCGACCUCCCUGUAAGAGCGUCCAAAUUCGUAGCGAGGAAGAACUGGGUCAUCACAGGAGCAGAUGACAUGCAGAUCCGUGUCUUCAACUACAACACCUUGGAGCGGGUCCACAUGUUUGAGGCCCACUCGGACUAUAUCCGCUGCAUUGCUGUCCAUCCUACCCAGCCAUACAUUCUCACCAGCAGCGAUGACAUGUUGAUCAAGCUAUGGGACUGGGACAAGAAGUGGUCCUGCAGCCAGGUGUUUGAAGGUCACACUCAUUAUGUUAUGCAGAUUGUCAUCAACCCCAAGGACAACAACCAGUUCGCUAGUGCCUCCCUGGACAGGACAAUUAAGGUUUGGCAGCUAGGCUCUUCAUCUCCCAAUUUCACUUUGGAGGGUCACGAGAAAGGAGUAAAUUGUAUCGACUACUACAGUGGAGGGGACAAGCCUUACCUGAUAUCAGGUGCUGAUGACCGCCAAGUCAAGAUCUGGGAUUACCAGAACAAGACAUGUGUCCAGACUCUGGAGGGUCAUGCCCAGAACGUGUCAUGUGUCAGCUUCCACCCGGAGCUGCCCAUCAUCAUCACAGGUUCAGAAGACGGUACGGUGCGUAUCUGGCACUCAAGCACUUACCGCCUAGAGAGCACACUGAACUACGGCAUGGAACGAGUGUGGUGUGUGUGCGGCCUCAGGGGCUCCAACAAUGUGGCACUCGGUUAUGAUGAAGGCAGCAUCAUUAUCAAGGUGGGUCGGGAGGAGCCAGCCAUGUCUAUGGACACCAACGGCAAAAUCAUCUGGGCCAAACACAGUGAAAUACAGCAGGCUAACCUGAAAGCCAUGGGCGAUGCUGAAAUCAAGGACGGAGAGAGGCUCCCGCUGGCCGUCAAAGACAUGGGCAGCUGUGAGAUUUACCCCCAAACCAUCCAGCACAAUCCCAACGGAAGGUUCGUGGUGGUGUGUGGAGAUGGAGAGUAUAUCAUCUAUACUGCUAUGGCCUUGAGAAACAAGAGCUUCGGCUCAGCGCAGGAGUUUGUCUGGGCUCAUGACUCCUCUGAAUAUGCCAUCAGAGAAAGCAACAGUGUCGUCAAAAUCUUCAAAAACUUCAAAGAAAAGAAAUCUUUCAAGCCUGACUUUGGAGCUGAAGGGAUCUAUGGAGGUUUCUUACUUGGUGUGAGGUCAGUGAACGGCCUGGCAUUUUACGACUGGGAGAACACGGAGCUAAUCCGCCGCAUCGAGAUCCAGCCCAAGCAUAUCUUCUGGUCAGACUCCGGUGAACUGGUCUGCAUUGCUACAGAAGAGUCGUUCUUCAUUCUGCGCUACAUGGCAGAAAAAGUAGCUUCCUCCCAAGAAAACAAUGAAGGGGUGACAGAGGAUGGUAUUGAAGAUGCCUUUGAGGUCCAGGGAGAGAUCCAGGAGAUUGUGAAGACUGGACUUUGGGUUGGAGACUGCUUCAUCUAUACCAGCUCUGUUAACAGACUCAACUACUACGUAGGAGGAGAGAUUGUCACUAUUGCUCACCUGGACAGAACCAUGUACCUGCUGGGUUACAUCCCAAAAGAUGACCGCCUCUACCUGGGAGACAAGGAGCUCAACAUUGUCACCUACUCUCUGCUGGUCUCCGUUCUGGAGUACCAGACUGCCGUAAUGAGGAGAGACUUUGGGAUGGCUGACAAGGUGCUGCCAACUAUACCUAAAGAGCAGAGGACCAGGGUGGCACAUUUCCUCGAGAAACAGGGUUUCAAGCAGCAGGCCCUGGCAGUGUCCACAGACCCAGAGCACAGGUUUGAGCUGGCGUUGCAGCUGGGAGAAUUGAAGAUUGCCUACCAGCUGGCUGUGGAAGCAGAAUCGGAGCAGAAGUGGAAGCAGCUAGCAGAGCUGGCUAUUAGCAAGUGCCAGUUCGGCCUGGCCCAGGAGUGCCUGCACCAUGCCCAGGAUUACGGAGGCCUGCUCCUCCUCGCCACUGCGUCCGGUAAUGCCAACAUGGUGGGCAAGCUGGCUGAGGGGGCAGAAAGGGACGGCAAGAACAACGUGGCCUUCAUGACGUACUUCCUGCAGGGGAAACUGGAUCAGUGUUUGGAGCUUCUAAUCAGGACAAACAGACUACCUGAAGCUGCCUUCCUGGCUCGCACCUACCUGCCCAGCCAGGUGUCCCGCGUGGUCAAACUGUGGAGAGAGAACCUGGCUAAGGUCAACCAGAAGGCGGCCGAAUCCUUAGCAGACCCUACAGAGUACGAGAAUCUGUUCCCUGGGCUGAAAGAAGCCUUUGCAGCUGAAUAUUACCUGAGAGAGACCUGCUUGGGAAACUCCAGGCCGGCUAAGGACUAUCCACUUGUUACACCCAAUGAAGACAGGAGUAUUCUUGAAGAGGCCCAAGGAUACGAACCCAAAGGAAUCUUCAUUCCUCAAGUCUCCAAGAAACAAGACGAUGAAGAGUCCACCACGGUGGUAGAAGCUCCUGUUGCCGCUGUGACACCUUUACUGCCCGAACCUGCUGCUCCUACACCGGUGCAGAAAGUAGAGGAGACCCCUGCACUCUCAGAGGAAGAAAAAGAAAAGGCUCUGGAUGACCUGGACGUGGACCUGGACAACAUGGAGCUGGACGAUAUUGACACCACAGACGUUAACCUUGAUGAUGACUUCCUAGAUGAUUAAGACUUCCCACCACUCGGCUCCCAAGCACUCUACAGAGCAUAUUUAAAAGAAAGAAAGAGACCAAACGCUUUCCUCCCCUUUUUUUUGUAUUUGUACGUAUAAAAAAAAAAAAUGCUAUAAUAUCAUGAUUGCCUUUCACAGCAUCAGACUUUAGGCAGGAGAUGAUGAAAUCAGUUGUUUUAUUCUCAGAAGUAGACAGAUCGUAUCUAUUUCAAACACUUUCAUGGGCUAACAGUCCACUGGGCAAUAUGUUAUUUACUCUUUGUUUUGUAUUGUCUGUAAUGGCAAGUGAACGUUCAUUCAGUCCAAUAAAUUGUUUGCUGUACAUAUUCA